Molecule: messenger RNA, 4927 nt
Organism: Nerophis ophidion (straightnose pipefish)
Lineage: Eukaryota; Metazoa; Chordata; Actinopteri; Syngnathiformes; Syngnathidae
Product: gastrula zinc finger protein xLCGF3.1-like
Exons: 2
Coding region: 381-1418 (345 amino acids)
Biological process (GO): regulation of transcription by RNA polymerase II
Molecular function (GO): DNA-binding transcription factor activity; RNA polymerase II cis-regulatory region sequence-specific DNA binding
Source: RefSeq, a predicted model, not a curated record
UCACUAUUGUCCCAGUGAAACACGUGUUUGGCCAACAUUUGUUCCGCGGUUGAGAACACCUCGAUGACGUCACACAGUAGGACGAACGAAACAAGUUGGCGUCUGACGGAGAAUACGUUGUUUUGGUUAUUAUGGUUUCUUGGUCUUAAUUACAACGUACAUGUGCACAUGUGUGUCGUUUAACAGAGUAAACGUCGUUAUUAAUUGUUUGUAUGUGGAUACAUUAGUAUGUGUGCACUUUGACGUGCGAGCCGAGCCUGCUGGUUAGCUUAGCUUGUUAGCUGCUAACAAAGAGAGGCGGAAGUGAUCGACACAUCAAAGCAGAGAUCCAAUACGUCUGUGAAGAACAUCUUCACCCUGAGCAACAGAAGUGGAGCUUCAUGAUGCGAACAGAGGAGCCACAGCCCUCCCAGAUUAAGAAAGAAGAGGUAUACCCACUGAUCCCCCUUGUUAAAAAGGAAGAGGAGGACCAACUGACACCGCAUUUUAAAGAGGAAGAGGAGGAACACAGCAUCAGUCAGCAGGGAGAGCAUCUUGAAGGGCUGGAGGAGGUUGAUGUCACCAAGAUGCCAGUGGCUGGUGUCCCUGUGAAGAGUGAAGAUGAUGAAGUCAAAGGUGAAAGUGAGGAGAGGGGAGGGGGGGAGCCUCCAAGCUGCAGCUCAACACAACACAUGACAACAGAAGCUGAUGGAGACCACUGUGGAGGAUCACAAGCAGACAAGCUCUUAGCUCCACUAUCAGAUAGUGAGGACACAACGUCACACUCUCCUGACACUGAUGAUGAAGACUCUAAAGAUGAUAAGACAUGUCACACUGACAACACUCACCUCACAUGUUCUCACUGUGACAAAACCUUUAAAUACCAUUGUCGUCUGAAAGUACACAUGAGAACACACACUGGAGAAAGACCUUUUUCAUGUUCAAUCUGUGGUAAAGAUUUUGUUCGAAGGCACCAUUUCAAAGCACACAUGAGAAUACACACCGGAGAAAAAACCUUUAUGUGCUCAAUUUGCGGUAAAAAAUACACCGAACAAAAGUAUUUGGAAAGACACACAAGAAUACACACUGGUGAAAAACCUUUUAUCUGUUCAGAAUGUGGUAAAGGGUUUUCACAAAGUGUCUAUUUGAAAGCACACAUGAGCAAACACACUGGAGAAAAAGUUUUGUCGUGUUUAGUCCGUCAUAAAGGUUUUAUACAACGUGGUGAGUUGAAAAGGCACAUGAGAACACAUACUGGUGAAAAACCUUAUACUUGUUCAGUAUGUUGUAAAAGUUUUAUACAAAGUUCGCAUUUGAAAGUACACAUGAUAACACACACAGGUGAGAAAGUGUGGAGUUGCAGUGUGUGUGGUGAAAGAUUCUUUUAUAAGAAGCAGUGUAAGAAACACAAGUGUAGUGAGAACAGCAGCAGCACAUGAAGAUGCAGGAUUUGAAAAAAAAAAACGUCAAUACUUUUAACAACAUCAGCACAUAGAUUCUAACAUUUAUAGAUUAGAUAUAGAUGUUCGCUUUUUUCAGUCAAGUACAUGUUUUAAUAUGCAUUGUGUACUUUUAUUUAAAAAUGAACACAACACUUUGACUGUAAAGGUGAGAAAAAAAGGACAAAACAUGUUACAAAUACUUUUUAUGUGUAUAGCGAUAUUAAGAAAUCAUCUUUAAUUAUUAAUGAUGUUAUACAAACCCCGUUUCCAUAUGAGUUUGGAAAUUGUGUUAGAUGUGAAUAUAAACGAAAUACAUACAUCCAUCCAUUUCCUACCGCUUAUUCCAUUUUGGGGGGUCACGGGGGGCGCUGGCGCCUAUCUCAGCUACAAUCGGGCGGAAGGUGUGGUACACCCUGGACAAGUCGCCACCUCAUGGCAGGGCCAACACAGAUAGACAACGUUCACACUCACAUUCACACACUAUGGCCAAUUUAGUGUUGCCAAUCAACUUAUCCCCAGGUGCAUGUCUUUGGAGGGAACCCACACAUUCACGGGGAGAACAUGCAAACUCCACACAGAAAGAUCCCUUCCUGGGAUUAAACUCAGGACUGUAGGACCUUCGUAUUGUGAGGCAGGCACACUAACCCCUAUGCCACCGUGAAGCCCUAAACGAAAUACAAUGAUUUGCAAAUCAUUUUCAACCCAUAUUCAGUUGCAUAUGCUACAAAGACAACAUAUUUGAUGUUCGAACUGAUAAUAGUUUGUUUUUUUUCAAAUAAUUUUUAACUUAGAAUUUGAUGCCAGCAACACAUGACAAAGUAGUUGUGAAAGGUGGCAAUACUGAUAAAGUCGAGGAAUGCUCAUGAAACACUUAUUUGGAACAUCCCACAGGUGUGCAGGCUGAUUGGGAACAGGUGGGUGACAUGAUUGGGUAUAAAAACAGCUUCCCAAAAAAUGCUCAGUCUUUCACAAGAAAGGAUGGGGUGAGGUACACCCCUUUGUCCACAACUGCGUGAGCAAAUAGUCAAACAGUUUAAGAACAACAUUUGUCAAAGUCAAAUUGCAAGAAAUUUAGGGAUUUCAACAUCUACGGUCCAUAAUAUCAUCAAAAGGUUCAGAGAAUCUGGAGAAAUCACUCCACAUAAGCGGCAUGGCCGGAAACCAUCAUUGAAUGACCGUGACCUUCAAUCCCUCAGACCGCACUGUAUCAAAAACCGACAUUAAUCUCUAAAGGAUAUCACCACAUGGGCUCAGGGACACUUCAGAAAACCACUGUCACUAAAUACAGUGUGUCGCUACAUCUGUAAGUGUAAGUUAAAGCUCUACUAUGCAAAGCAAAAGCCAUUUCUCAACAACAUCCAGAAACGCCGCUGGCUUCUCUGGGCCCGAGAUAAUCUAAGAUUGACUGAUGCAAAGGGGAAAAGUGUUCUGUGGUGUGACAAGUCCACAUUUCAAAUUGUUUUUGGAAAUAUUCGACAUCGUGUCAUCCGGAACAAAGGGGAAGCGAAACAUCCAGACUGUUAUCGACGCAAUGUUCAAAAGCCAGCACUUACUGUCACUUAAACAUCUUUGAAGGCACCAAUAAUGCUGAAAGGUACAUUCAGGUUUUGGAACAUAUGCUGCCAUCUAAGCGCUGUCAUUUUCACAGACGCCCCUGCUUAUUUCAGCAAGACAAUGCCAAGCCACAUUCAGCAUGUGUUACAACAGCGCGGCUUCGUAAAGAAAAGAGUGCGGGUACUUUCCUGGCCCGCCUGCAGUACAAACCUGUCUCCCAUCGAAAAUGUGUGGCGCAUUGUGAAGCGUAAAAUACGACAGCGGAGACCCGGACUGUUGAACGACUGAAGCUCUACAUAAAACAAGAAUGGGAAAGAAUUCCACUUUCAAAGCUUCAACAAUUAGUUUCCUCAGUUCCCAAACGUUUAUUGAGUGUUGUUAAAAGAAAAUGUGAUGUAACACAGUGGUGAACAUGCCCUUUCCUAACUACUUUGGCACGUGUUGCAGCCAUGAAACUCGUAAGUUUAUUAUUUGAAAAAAAAAUCAAUUUAUGAGUUUGAACAUCAAAUAUGUUGUCUUUGUAGUGCAUUCAACUGAAUAUGGGUUGAAAAGGAUUUGCAAAUCAUUAUGUUCCGUUUAUAUUUACAUCUAACAAUUUCCCAACUCAUAUGGAAACAGGGUUUGUAGAUGAACUCCUUUAUAUGAUGUACAUAUUUGUUUUACAUGUGUUCACACCUUUGCUUUUGAGUACUCAUAAAUCCCUCUUAGUUCAUGUUUACUGGUGCACAUCUGAAACAUAUUCUGGACCACUUCUGGAAGCAUAUUAUAAUGUACUUCGUACAUCAUUUGAGCAGAUGUCUUUUAUACAAAUGUGUGACUUUAGCAAUCAUCUGUUGGGUCAUCUCACAGAGCUUUACUGUACAUCCAUCCAUUUAUUUACAACUUGUCACUUUCAUUUUAAAUAUGUAUAGCCUUUAAUCCCAAACUUGUCCACCAAAGGGUGUUGCAUUUUGGAGAAACUCCUUCUGUCAGGGUGCUGUUCAACAAAGUAGAGGAACCCAAAGAUGCGCAGGACGCUGAGUAAAACGCUUCUUUUACUGCGGAAAUCUACUCACAAAAACAAUCCAAACAGGAGGUAACCAAAAGUGAUGGUGCGUAAAAUAGAAGACAAAAUAUGCAUCGUGAAAAAAAGAACCAAAGCUACUGAUAUACACAAACUUAACUUAGUUUGGAGAUACAAGACGUGCACACCUCCUCUCUGAGCUGCAACCUUAUCGUGGUAGAGGAGUUUGCGUGUCCCAAUGAUCCUAGGAGCUAUGUUGUCCGGGGGCAUAAAGCCCCCUGGUAGGGUCUUCCAAGGCAAACAGGUUCUAGGUGAGGGAUCAGACAAAGAGCAGCUCGAAGACAUUUAUGAAGAAGAAAAAUCAUGGACCCAGAUUUCCCUCGCCCGGACACGGGUCACCGGGGCCCCCCUCUGGAGCCAAGCCCGGAGGUGGGGCAUGAUGGCGAGCGCCUGGUGGCCGGGCCUGUUCCCAUGGGGCCCGGCCGGGCACAGCCCGAAGAGGCAACGUGGGUCACCCCUCCAAUGGGCUCACCACCCAUAGCAGGGGCCAUAGAGGUCGGGUGCAUUGUGAGCUGGGCGACAGCCGAAGGCAGGGCACUUGGCGGUCCGAUCCUCGGCUACAGAAGCUAGCUCUUGGGACGUGGAACGUCGCGUCACUGGGGGGGGAAAGAGCCUGAGCUAGUGCGCGAAGUCGAGAAAUUCCGGCUGGAUAUAGUCUGACUCACUUCGACGCAGAGCAAGGUCUCUGGAACCACUUCUCUCGAGAGGGAUUGGACCCUCUUCCACUCUGGCGUUGCCGGCAGUGAGAGGCGACGGGCUGGGGUGGCAAUUCUUGUUUCCCCCCGGCUCAAAGCCUGUACGUUGGAGUUCAACCCGGUGGACGAAAGGGUAGCCUCCCUCCGCCUUCGGAUGGGGGGACGGGUCCUGACUGUUGUUUGUGCUUAUGCAC